UCGUUGUACAUCUGUAUGUAAGACCCUUCGCCAGACGUACUUGUCAUCAUCCGAGCUUCAGUACAUCGUUGAGCUCAGUGGCCAACAUUUACUCCCCGUCCCCAACACGGAUAAUCACACACCUAUUUCCGAGCGCCUACAAUUCUUGCGGGACAAAGCCCACGCAUGGUUCAAGAUUAACUACCAUUCCCUCGAAAAAGUCACCGGUAGGCAUCUCUGCUGGUGGGACGAAGAUGACUUGGCCACGAUCAUUCCGAUACUACCAAAGUCUUCACGACAAACAGUCGAGCUGUGCAAAGAUCAUUGAGUUCAGUAAUCUCGGCUCCCAACUCAGAGAAGCUCGAUGUGUUCAUGGACCCAGCGCAAAACUUGUGCAUGUUGUUGAUGAGACACUCUACAUUGAUCUCAGAGCCCUGAAUGGUGAUGGUGUUCACCCGCAAGCUGCUGGACAGAGGUUAUUUCUGUCGGUGCUGCAGGGAUACGAUGAAGACCGCCUUGACACGGAGAUCGCAAACCUUAGAGAUUUUGGGAGGCAUAUCGCUUUAUUGCGGAAGUCUCUAUCGUUUCAUACGUGGCAGCUGCAGAUUUGGGAUUGGCAACAUUCAACGACAUCCAAUUGCUUCCUCAGUGGCGACCUAAUCCCAAUCGAUCUUUGUUUCUUCGGAAAUAAUAGGUUGCUCGUUGUCGGCGAUACUUUGAAGCUCUAUUUAAUCGAGGAUGUGUCUCAGAUGCCACAAUUCCUGGCGUGUUUUCUCAUACCCAUCCCGGUCACACGGCUCUUCCUUCCGACGGAACCGCAAAUACUAGCCCAGCAAACGUACACAUCAAACCCCGAACACCAGCUGCUAUGCAUGACUACGUUUGAGGAUAGAAUAAAGAGACAGUUUCGUCUAUAUCAUCUCCACAAGGAUUUUCUUCGAUCUCGACGGAUCGGCAGUAGCAACGCCAAUACCGUGGAAUCGUUGGGGCCCUUCAAAUACUCGUAUUUUCAAGCACAACUUCGAAGGGAAAUUUCACCUUAGUGGAAAUUGGGUCCUGCAGGGAUUCCCCGUCGGCUCUCCCCAGGCCACGUCACGUUCAGGUCCAAGACACUUCAUGUUGCAUAUGAUAGACUUCAGCCCGCUAGCCGUGACGAACAGGCGAGGUCUAGGACGAGUGGUGAAAGAACCAUCUACGAUAGACAUCAGUAACUUCACUGACAGUCCUCAGGAGACUCAGAGCUUGAUAACGUCUCUGCCUUACGUCGAGGUCGUAUUGGACAGAAAGUUCAAACUUGCGGAGUUGGAGGACAUAUGGAUUGACCAGAAUCGAAUUUAUUUGCUCCUCACAAAUUACAAAACGAAUCCAGUCCGUAGCAAGCUUGGGGUCAUUGAUGUUUAGAGCGGUAUAUUAGUUAGUUGUGAGAAUAGAUCAUCGGCCUUGCGUUUAGACA
Suillus subalutaceus is the source of this 1432-nucleotide messenger RNA. RefSeq lists its product as uncharacterized. The transcript is spliced from 3 exons. Bases 234 to 1022 code for a protein of 262 amino acids. The record is from RefSeq and is a predicted model, not a curated record. NCBI's taxonomy places the organism in Eukaryota, Fungi, Basidiomycota, Agaricomycetes, Boletales, Suillaceae.